GUCACGUUUCGCGUUCAACCCUUACACGUUACAAACCUCCAAAAAUAACUUACUUCAUAGUUCAGGUUUUAAAAGUAAUAUCAUAAUUUUCAGAUUAAGGAAUCUAAUUGAGACUUCCGUGGUAUUUUCAAUUAGUUGGGCAUAAUGACAAGAACGACGCCAGAUGCUCUAUCUAGUUUGAACCAAUUUACCAACGCAACGACCCCGACAGCAAGUAAUAUGAUAACAGUUGCAAAAUCAACGCAUAGUAAUAAACGACCACCCAUCAUCAUUUAUCCCACUGUGUCACCCGAAUCAAUAGUUAUACCGAUCGUGUCCUGCAUAUUUGGCUUUCCAUUAUUGGCUCUGACAGUUAUUUGCUGUUUGCGACGAAGGGCGAAAUUAGCGAGGGAACGCGCAAGACGCCGUAACUGCGAAUUGGAUCGCGGUGAGUUAUCUGUAGUGAGAAUGUCUCCAAUGAAGAAUAGACAACGAGCGGUCAGUCUCGUCCGCUCUCCGCGGCCGCCUCCCUCCCUCGAAUUGGACACUGUCCUGGAAGAACGCUCAGAUCCGGAACAAACUACGCUUUCACAGGUGGAAAUAACCCCAGACAAGGAAGUGGGUUCGAUACUCUUCGGGGCCAUUGGAGCUGUGGGGGCAGCCGCGGUUACCGCAGCCGCCUGCGCCGGCGACAGCUAGCGGCGUGGCUCGGCGCAACCCGGCGCGCGAUCCCCGCUCUGGGCGGCGCUGACCAGCCAACCACUUGAUGACGAAAUCGACGACGUCACUGAUGACGUCACGGACAGCUAGCAGUUGGACGACCGCUCCAUCACGGAUAUCGGGGAGCGUAUGAAACUGUUCUUGGACAUACCGUUGAGAUUUUAGUGAUGACUGUUAACAAAUGUAGUUACAUAAUAGUUGGAGUUGACAACAUUAGUUCGUUAUAACUACCAAACUACAGGAUAUAUCGACAAAUUCUGAAAUAAAUUGAUCUGGACAACCUACAACCAUUUACUUUAUUUAGUAUUCUUAUGAGUGUCUUAUGCUCCAGUGAGUACGGAACUUUAUUUUUUUAAUUAUUUUUUUUUAAUUAAAUACUUCACUGGGUUCUCUGGAUGAUUGAGUCAACAACCAAAAUGUUAUUUAAUCCAAUACGCGUGUGUCAGGAACCAAACAUAAAUAUGUAAUGAUAGCAUUUGCAAAACUUUAAAAAUUCUAAAUUUAAAAGAAAGGUCUACUAAGAUAUGGAAAAUGAAGCAAUCUGUAAUAAAUUUCCGAUUCAAAAAUUACAAAUGACGUCAUCUAUCCACCAAACCUAGAUUAAGAAUGGGGAUCGGAAUCACUUUCGAAAUUAUGAGGUUGUACUUAAUGGUGGAAUGGUAUUUGGUGGAAUGUCGAGCCUAAUGAAAUGGUUGAAAUAAAAGUGGUACUAACGCACCCUUUCGACCUAAUUUAUCUAUCCCAUGAUAACAUUGCAUAAAGAUGAAAACAUAUAUUAUAUAAGUUUAGAGACGCCUGUGUAACUUUGCGUAUGCAUAUAUUUAUGUUACGCAGGACGUCUCAAUACUUAGCUAGAUAAAACAUUUCUUUCUAAAUUGCUAUAUAUGUAGUAAUUAAAGUUGUAGAAAUAGUAGAUCUGUCUCAUAGACUUCUUCAUCGAUACAACGUUUUGUCUGGGUAUCGGAUUUCUGUAUUUGUUCUACGAUCAUAUAGUUUAUCUCUUAUAGGCAAGUAGGUGAUUAAACUUCUGUGCCUGAUACACGCCGUCGACUUUUUCGGUCUAAGGCAUAGAGGUUUCCUCGUUGUGUUUUCCUUUACCGUACAAGCGAAUCUUAAAUGCGCACAUAGAAAUAGCUAAGAACCGGAGUUCGAACCUACAACCUCAGUGAUGAGAGUCUCAUGUAACUGAGGACUGCCAAAUACUAUACGUACAUGCAUCCUUGCUCUAUUGGUCGUUAAAACGAACUAAUGUUGUUUAUUUAUUUAUUUAUUCAUUUAGGAAACAAAACAGAUACAAUUACUAUAAUAUAAUAGGUAAUUUAAAAACCCGGGGAAAAGUCAAAUCACAAACAGUUACGUCAAAGUGUAAAUAUAAAGGAUAGACGUUUUAAGAGAUUAUGAGAAAACUAUUAGCUGAAUGUACCUAAUUGACAUUUAUGUAUUUAAAAUGUACAUCAUAUCAAACAUUGUUACAAUGUAAUUACUUCUACAAAUUAUUUCUACGUUAAGACAGCCUGUAUUCCAAAACGUUUAUCAAGUAACAACAGUUUUCAAUGCCAACAGUAAGAGUUUAUAGAGUCAAAUUUGGUACAGCUUUUUAAACUAUAUUCAAGAUGUACGUUUUGAAAUACGGGUAACGUAAGUUAUUAGCACUUGUACAUAGUAGGACUUUAGAAUCAAAAAAACCGAGCUUUUUAUGUCUUGAGCAUAUACGUAGAUAGAAAAUGCCCGAAUAC
Pieris brassicae (large cabbage white) is the source of this 2435-nucleotide messenger RNA. RefSeq lists its product as uncharacterized. The coding region runs from base 145 to 678 and encodes 177 amino acids. Lineage: Eukaryota; Metazoa; Arthropoda; Insecta; Lepidoptera; Pieridae. The record is from RefSeq and is a predicted model, not a curated record. The transcript has 5 exons.